This is a messenger RNA of Osmia bicornis bicornis, 5436 nucleotides long. RefSeq lists its product as uncharacterized. Lineage: Eukaryota; Metazoa; Arthropoda; Insecta; Hymenoptera; Megachilidae. Gene Ontology annotation, cellular component: centriole; centriolar satellite. The transcript is spliced from 12 exons. Gene Ontology annotation, biological process: centriole elongation; cilium assembly. The record is from RefSeq and is a predicted model, not a curated record. Bases 7 to 5022 code for a protein of 1671 amino acids.
AAAUAAAUGGAUAUGAAAAUGAAAUACAAAUCACUACCGCCAUUAGUGGAGGGCAAAAUUUAUGGUUACUUAAAGCUGGUUAUAGAUGAAGUUAUUUGGUUAAAAAAAUAUCUUGGUGAGAUCAGUGUAUUUGUAUCGUGGUGGGGAGAAACGGAUAAAGCUCAAUUUAGACCAGCAGAUAUUACAAGGAAUGUUAUAAGAUCUCAACAAGAAACAACCACAAUUUAUGCCAUUCGUACAAAUAUAAAUCUUUUUGAAGAAUAUAUUAAGAACUGUGAAUCUAUAGAAUUAGUCAUUGUUGACGAGGAAACCGAUACAGUUAUAGGAACAUCUCAAAUUGCAGAUUUAUUAGAAAUUUGUAAAAGUAGAGCAUAUUUUAAAUAUGUUCCAAUUAUAAAUAAUUCUGGAAAUAAAAUAGGAGAAUUACAUAUUUCUAUGAAAUUAGAGCAUGUUGCAAAAUCUUUAAAUAUACAAUUAAAAUCAUGCAAGCAUGAUAAUAAACAAGUUAUUUCUGAUACUAUACAUGAUGUGACAAAUGACAAAUAUAUAACAUGCAGAAAAUUGAAAUCUGAAGAAAAUGAAAUUUACAAAUCUGUUUUAAAAUCAAGAAGACUAGAAUUUCAAGAACCUGCAAAGAGAUUUAAUAAUGAAGUAACAGAUAAACUUGUAGCUGCAGUUGUAGCAAGAGCACAAAGACUUAGAGGUGCUUUACUAAAGGAAACACAUAAUGAAGAUGUUUUUAUCUUUAAUGAUAAUUUAUUAAGUAACAGUUUACAAUCUCAUAUUUCUACUGAAGAGCAAACAAAAUUAUGUGAAUAUCUUCUAGGUCAAGACAUGACUUCUUCAGAUGAAAGUAAAGCAUUAUGUACUUUCAGAUCAACAUCUGUGACUCCUAAUUUAAUAGAUGAUAGAUCUAAUUACUUAAAAACCUGUAAAUAUGAUAAUAAAUUAAGUACAUCAAGUAAUACAUCUCCUACACCAACCAAUUCUUCAGUAAAUGAAAUACUAUCAGAAAAAAGACUAUGCAGUAGUUCAAAAGAGGUUGCAACAUUUAAGAAUAUAGAUUACAUUAGGAUUUUUGUGAAAUCAUUUACUUUAAGCCCUGCUGGUUAUAGAAGGGUUAAAUCUUCUUCAUUAUCGCAUGAUGAUAAUAAUUUUCUUUCUGCAACAUAUUUUGUUCAAUAUGAUAUGACUUUUAAUUAUAUCAGAGAAAUAGAUAAAAAGUGGGUGAAAGAAAACAGACCUAUAAGAAUAUGUUCUAAAAAGCAAACAAAGCAAGUAAUUUAUUUCAAUCACGAUGGUAUAUAUGGAAUAUUAAAAUCGAAACCGUCCAUAGAGUAUAUUAUUAAAUUUAAAUUAUUUGUUCGCCAUCUUAAUAAAAAAUCGUUAAUCGAGUUGGGAACCGCUACUAUGCACAUUGAUGAUAUUAUGAAAAAUAAAAAUUCGAGUAUUGCACAGUCUUUAAUUGUUGUUAAUAAAGGAAUAAAAGUAGGCGAAUUGAGUGUAAUUGUAGAAUUAGAUUCAGAUUCUAGUCAUUUUGGACAACAUAUUGAUGGUAUAAUAUCUACCAAGAAGGACAUGUCUAUCCCGGAAACACAAGAAUUAUUCACCGAGGAUAGUAAUAAAGAAGGUAAAAAUGUCACAGGAAAUCAUACUAAAACGAGUAAUCAGAGACCAUCAACUUCGAUGAGAAAAAUAGAUCACUUAACUAAUACUAGUGAUUUAUUUGCUACAAGAAAUGUACCACAGUAUAAGACGAGAAAUACAGAUGAUAAAACGGUUGAUGUUACAAAUCAAGAACAUACUAUCGAGGAUAAGGUUUUACUUCACGGUCUAAUAUAUAUUGCUGAAGGAAAGCAACUACCGGAAGUAAAUACGUAUUUAAUAUGUAGAGCAUUUUGGAGAGAGGAUAAGAUUAAAAGUCAAGUUUGCAACAAUACAACAACUCCGUUUUAUAAUUUUUGUCAACUAGUGCCUCUUCUUUACGGUAAUGAUUUAUUAGAUCGCAUUAAGGACAAUUACAUAAUCAUCGAAGUUUACUAUAGAAAUAAUAAUGUAGAUAAUUUAUUAGGAUUGGCAAAAUUGUCUCUUCAUCAGUUUUAUAUUGCUUAUAGAGAUCCACGCGUACUGUCUCAUUUGUUAUUGUCUAAGUAUCCUGUAGUAGGUGUUGAUGGAUGGGUACCAAUUGUGGAUCCUGUUACUAGUCAAUCUUACGGUCAAUUGCUCGCAUUAGUAGCUCUUGGAACUGCCGAACAAAUUGCAUUGCUAGAAAUGUCUAAAGGUUUAAGAAAUAUGUCUGUUAUACCGCGAACAAUAGUUUCAGAAAGCGCUUCUAAUUGCACAGAACAUUUACUGACUCCUCAACAGCCAAUGCAGAAUCCGAAACAAUUGCAGUCUAACUUUGAAACAAACGCUACUGAUAGUACUAUGAGAAGAUUGUAUUCUCCAAAUUUAAGAACUCAAGAAUGUCAAACAGACAUUUCUACUGUUAAGGAAUUUAAGUUUAAUAAAGAGUCACAAGAAGAGGUUUCAGAUCCAGAAUAUUCUCUGUCGCAUAAUGUAAUUGAUCAUUCAACGCAAGUUUUUAAUGUUAAUAAAGCAAUCAUAGAUCAAGCAGCACAAACUGAAACAGAUUUGGAAGAAAAAAAACGAAUAGAUGCUGAAGAGCAAACAUGUAUAAAUGAAUUGUAUUUUAAUAAUGCUUCUGAUGAUAGCGAUAAUAACAGUAUCAAACAUAAUUUUCAGUUACCUACAAACACCUAUAGAAGUGUUGGUGUUGGUGCUGAAUAUGAUGAAGAAAGUGAUCAACAAGUGAACACUGCUCACAGCAAUACAACAUUUAAUUUACCAAGUGUAAUUCAUAUAGAAAACGAAGCAAAUUCUUCGUGUAACCAAACAACAUUCAGGGCUAUUGUAGAAAUUGAAUGUGCUUUACAUUUGCCAAAGGUAGAAAAAGCAAAUGAAACUAUUGAACCAAGCACAUAUGUAUCAUUUCAGGCCAAUAAAUUUGACUCUUUAAAACAUUCAAAUUCAUACACGGUUACUAAUGUUGUUCCACGUAGUUGUAAUCCUAAAUGGAACUGGAAAUGUGAUACUAAACUAUCAACGGAAUUGCUCUUACAUGAUGAAAAGAGGUUGAUCUUAAAAAUUUGGCGUAUAUUUGACCCAGAUAUUAGUAUGCAAAUAAAUUUAGAGAACGAUAUUGUUAUAGGAUUUUCUGCCAUUGAUCUUUCUAUUUUACUUAGCGGUUUUCCUACUGUAUCUGGUUGGUUUCAUAUAAUGGAUUUCACUGGAAAAUGCAACGGCCAAAUAAAAGUAUGUAUAACACCGCUGGAUAAUUUAGUUCUACUCGGGAAACCGACAACGCUAAGUACAACGCGACUGCCAAUAUGUACCGUAUCUCAAUUGAGUGAACUUUCGCCGUGUAAUUAUGAAAUGCAGUAUGCUAAUGCGGAAGAAAAUGACACUAAUUACAGUACAUCGAUACCUACACAGGAAGAAGAUAAAUCAGAGUAUAGUGAAAAUCAGUUAAACAAUCAUGUAACACAUGUUGGUCUUGAAGAUAUGUCUAUGUCAUUUUUGUCUUUAUCUUUGAAACAAAAACUAACCGAACUGGAUGAAAUUACGAAACGUUUAAAGUCACGAUUGCGUGAUGUCACAAAUACAGCUUUUGAUGACGAUUUCGAAAAUGAGUUUGAUUUGAACGAACCGAAUAGUGAUAACGAAAAUAAUGACUCUAAAACUACAAAUCCUCUUGUAUCUAAUGCGUCAACCAAUAACAACGAUAUAACACAUCAGUCAGAAAAAAGCUUACCACGUAAUACAAAUCCUAUAGCGAUUGAAAAUCAAAAUAUAUCGAGUGGAAGUGACAUUCAGAAUCACUUACCCGAGACAUAUAUUAAUUGCAGUAGAACAAUUAAUUAUGAAAUAAUGAAACCUGGUUCUUCCAAAGCAUCGAAUUUUUGUAGAAAACGAAAUUUAUCAAAUAAUAAUUACUGUGCGCGACAUCAAAACGAUUAUUCAGUAGAAAAUAUCAGAACAUCGGAUAAUGUUUUGAGUGAUUGCCCAGAACGUGGAACAAGAACUCAUAUAAAUUACUUGCUUGAUAAAUUAUCUUUAGACUUUCCCGAGCAAUCACAUUCAAGUAAAGUUAUACCAAUGAAGAAAAAUGUUACUAGUAAUACACAACAAAAUAAUACAAGUAUCACUUUUCAAAGUAAUAAUAAAUGUGACCAAGAAGUUAAAGUAUAUACUGUACCUACUCAAACAGAUAAUGUAGAUGAAGAAAAUAUUGAACAUUCUAAAAGCCAAAUGGGAAAUUGUAUAACCAUUGACGAAGAUGAUGACUGUAAUGAUAGAGAUUCGCCUGAGGUAUUUACACAAUCACAAAUUCCUAAUAAAAUGUCAACAGUAAUCCGUGAAGAAUUAGUUGCUGAAGAAAGUAAUAAUACAUCAAGAUGUGACGAAUUAACAACUUACCUUGUAACUUCAAACAUUCGUCAUAUGGAUUUAAAUAAUAUUUUUAAUCCACUUUUGUAUCAACAUUUGGUACCAGACUUACAUCAUUUAAAUCCAUCAUCAGAGGAAGAGAUUGUUGAACAACUAGAUAACCGUUAUAGCAAAGCUUUUAAUGCAUCAAUAAGUAGUAGAUUAAACAAAGUGCAAAGCUUAAUGGAGAUUAAUAUAUCUCCGGAAAAUACUGAUCUAUUUAGGAUAACACCAUCCGGAGUGUCAGAAAACAUUAAUGACAGCCUUGACUUAACUGUUCUUCAUAAAUCUAAUUACAACCAUCUACUUACAAGUAAUAGUGCAGAAUCAACUACAACUAUAACAACUGAAAAAUCGCUAAUAAAAUUAACUGAUGCAGAAGCGACUGAAAAUAGUUGUUCUACUUCUUCCGAAACGUCGGUACUUUCAAGACAAGCUCCUGAUGGUGGUAACCCGGUUGAAGAUAUUAUGAAACCAUUAAUUGUACAGCAACAAAGUGAAACUCAAGAUUCUUCUUCAAGUAGUUGUAAUUAAUGUGUAAUGAAAUUGACUUAAACAUAUUAUUUGACUACUCAUUUUUAUCAUUCAACAUAGGAAAUAUAGAGUACACAAUUCUGUAAAUUUAUUAGUAUUUUUGUUUGCGGAAAAACAGGUAUGUGCAUCCAAACUAAAUCAGUUUGAAUUUUAUAUAAUUUAUCAUUCUACACUUUAUACAUACAUAUAUAAAAUGAAAUAACUAAUACUUUAUAUUAUUAACACGUUAUUUUUAUUCAGCAAUUAUAAAAUAUGAAGCAUACACACAUUAAUACAAAGGUAGUACCUAACAUUAAUUAGUAAUAUUCCCUUUGUAUGGACUGAUUACCAUGUAUACGUAAUAAUAAUAAUAAUAAUAAUAGCAUAAAAAUAUACAUUAUCAAACAGAAUCUUUUAUUAAUUACGCAAAUAUAU